Planococcus citri (citrus mealybug) is the source of this 5585-nucleotide messenger RNA. RefSeq lists its product as uncharacterized. The transcript is spliced from 4 exons. Lineage: Eukaryota; Metazoa; Arthropoda; Insecta; Hemiptera; Pseudococcidae. The coding region runs from base 56 to 484 and encodes 142 amino acids. The record is from RefSeq and is a predicted model, not a curated record.
CAAGUUUCCUCUCAAGGGAUUCUAGUGCGACAGUAUAGCUGAAUAAUACUUGACCAUGAAUACGGAUAAGUUUUUCGUUGUCUUGCAUAUCUUCAUUUUGUUCGUCACAGCAUCGACCAUCAGCUGUGAAAGUGUCAAGUCUGAUGAUUAUACGUCUACUAAUUCGAAGAAGCCUGAAGAAGAUCUGUCUGAGAAUUCGUUGAAUUUUUACAAUGCCCUGCCAGAUGAUAAAAUGAAAAAACAGUAUGUUGAUCAAUACACUAAAAAUCGUGAUCAACUCAAUAAAAUUCAAGCUGAAAUUUGUGCGCGAAAAGCGAAUCAAGAAAAAAUAGAAAACGAGAAGGUACAGUUCCAAGUAAUUUUGGGCAUCUCCAAAUUUGUUCGAAAAAACAGCGUCAACGUUUGCGAAAAUACCUACCUUAUUCGUGAGAUAAAUACAGUGGAUUUCUAUGUGCUACUGAUCUUCUACCAUCACAACUUGUAAACCUGUACCCUCGGUUCAAGGGGCAAUGGAAAAAAGUAGAAGGAAAACUAACAAAUCCGAAUUACGUGAAUUUCAUGAAAAAUUUUCACUCAUCGUACCGAUAUCAAACAGAUUUAAUACAGAAACAGUAUCGCUUUGAACCUUUAGAAAGAAAUUAUAGUGUGUCAGAACGAUCUAGAGCAAAGGUGAAAAUGCCCAAUUUUUUCAAGACUAUGUGCGCUUUAUUGACACGAUAUGCUGACCCAAUGUAUAAGGAUUAUAUAACAGAGGAGUCUUCUAAGAACGCUGAAGACAUUACGAAGUUGGUAAUCUUCCUGGAUACUCUGCCAAAUAUUAAAAACGCCAUGAUCGAAUCAUUUUCUGCCCAAUAUGCCUUUAUUCGGCAAUGCUUCAACAUUUUUUCACAUUAUCCCAUCAUGCUUCGCAUUGAUGAAGCUAUGACAGAACUUGAAAACAGGGAAAUAAACCGUCGUCGUCAUCGUUUGAUGAACCUUCAGCUGAAUCUUACAGAUGGAAUUUCGGCUGAAGCUCCCGUACCAAUUAAUGUACACUUGUGUGAUGUACUGGAUUACAUGGGUAUUUUACAGCUAUGGGGAUUCACCGAUAACGACCUGAAAUUUAUGAAUAUUGUAUCCGAAGUUAUCCGAUCAGACAAGAAAGGCAUUUAUACUCCGUUUUAUUGUGAUCGUACGGAUGCCAAUGGAAAAACCACAACAGUAGUACUUCCUGUAACGGAUUAUCGAAAUUGUCCAGUUGGGUGAUUCCUACUAUUUUGCGAAUAUUUGCGUAAAUGCAAAUAUGUGAAAGACUAAGAGGGCAGUAUUCUUUUUUUUUGGUGUCUAUAAUUCUAUAAAGAUGUCCCCUACAUGCCCCCAUAAAGAAAAUUCACAUAUUCGUAUCACCACCCCCAAGGGGACAACAAAUGUGGGUCAAAUGUUCAUCGUCGUGGAUGUCACAGCUCGCAUUUUUGUUCACAUGUCACUUUAUGAAACAGUUGUUUUAAAGAUUUUCUUUGAAUUAAUGCAUUAUUUCUGGUAAGGAAGGAUAGGACUUGAACUAAGUUGUGUCAUAAUAAUGUUUGAGGUCACUCAAUUUGAGUAAGGUCAACUUAAACACUGGUCACAGUAUUUUUUGUCCAUGGACGUGGGUAAUUUUCAAAUGGUCAAAACCACUAGAUACAAUACUUUUUUUCUAGUACAAAUGGCAAACCUGAUGUACUCCCAGUAUUAGAAUUAUAUCAUAGGCGGUUUUAAUGAUACUUUUUCAUCAUUUUUUCAAAAAAAAGUGAUUUCUGGAAUCUACUUGUCCUAUCGCCGUGGGUCAUCAUAACUUCUGCUAAUGAAUGAAUCAGUUCAAAUGAAAAAAGCUAUAAUUAUGCUCGAAGUAGUCAGUGAUGAACUGCAUUCAAAGUAUUUCAAAAAAAAGUAAGGAUAUGCCCUCUACAGUUGAGAAAAGCAAGUUUUGUCUGACGUCGUGGGUAAAGUUUUUUGUCCCUCGUCGUGCCAUCUGCGGUUCACAAUAUCCACGGCGAAAGACAUCCAGUUUCUAAGUCCCUUUUUUGGGUUGUUUUGUCUGGAUUUUUUGAUCGAAGUUGCCAACGCCGGUGUAGUAGAGACCAUUUCACCCAGUGAGCGCACAUGAAGCCCACCCAGAGAGAGACAGGGGCGACUUUUAUGAUUUGUCUUUUGUCGUGGACAAAAGUCGCCCCCUCUCUCACUGGGUGGGGCUCACGCGUGCUCACCAAGUAAACUAAUCUCUACUACACUAGCAUUAACAACUUCGAUCAAAAAAAUCCUAAAAAAACAAUCCAAAAAAAUUCGAAAAAGGGACUUGGAAUAUUCGCAAAAUAGUAGGAAUCACCCAGUUAUGUCCAAGCAUUCUACAGGCUACAGCAUCAGCAUCACUUAUAAGGACGUGACUUUCAAAUAAUUUUGUUCUACCACUCUUUGGAAUGUUAAGUUUGUUACUUUAUUUUCAUGCAGAGUGUAUUUUUGUUUGGAAAAGGCAUAGGGGAGCCUGGGGAGGUCUUAUUGUUAGACAAAUUUUACAUUUUUUGAUUUUUUUGUCACCUAAAUUCAUGGGAAUAUUGCAUAAGGUAUAUUUUUUCAGAAAAUUCAAACUUUUUCCCACAUUUUGGUUCAACUUUCAAAUGUUUACCCUAAAAAAGCACAGAUUCAACAUCUACUUAUAGAGAAUACAUCAUCUGAGAAAUGCUGAUGGCAAAAUUUCAUAGUUGACUCAAAUGGAGCUGAUGAAUGGUUAGGAGGUGUCCUGAUAGGUGGCCAGUGGAUCACCAACAUCGACCUUUUAUUUCUUAUGGCACCCUCAACGUGCGGUUACCCAACCCUGUGCAUAAUCACGUGUGGAAGAUGAUAACUUUAAAUCUGAUUACACGCGGGUCAAGGUAAGAGACGAGUUCGCGCAAUGUGCAGAGGUAUCUUUACAAGCAUAGAUUUAGGAGGUUUGCAUCAAAAUAUACCAUUUGGAAUAGCAGUCCAGAUGAGGAGAAUAAAAGGUCGAUGAUCACCAACCACCAGUAUGCUGACAACACCACUUUGGCGGCCUCUAGUGUUGAGUAUACAUGUCCAUUGUCCAUGGUACUCAAAUGCCUGGAAGAAGUUUGUGCAAGACAUGGCAUGCUGAUCAACAGGACAAAAACAAAGUUGAUAAUAAUUAAUAGUCCAACCAACAACUUGCCAGAGAUCCAGGAAGUCGAUGGAAUUGGAAUCAAAGUUGUGAAGAGAUUCUCAUACCUCGGAUCCAUCCUUGAGAAUACCAGAGGAUGUGAAGCUGAGGUAUGUUGCCGCUGCCAGCUCACCAAAACUGUGAUGACUAGUUUAAAACAAAUAUGUAGGUAUGUGGCCCGCUCUGACAAAACCGACCGUUUCAACAAAAAAAAGUUUCUGAAAUAAUGACGUUUAAAAUGAAUUUUAAGAGUUAAAGAUCAGAUUUUUGAGAAAAAAACAUUUUUUGAAAUUUUGUCAAAAUGGUUGGUUUUGUUUUGUCAGAGCGGGUCACAUAUGGAGCAAUUUGGCAAUGAGCAGGACCCUUAACAUUCAACUGGUUAAUGUGCUGGUCUUCUCUGUGUUCCUAUGCACAUUAGAGACUUGGACCAUACGCUCAGUAAGCGUCAGCGCUUGAGCACAACAUGGUGGAGCUAUUCUCGUGAAAAUGAUUGCAAGGAAAUGGGAAUUGCCCAUUUUCCUGCCAAUGAUCAAGUUUUGACUUCAAUUAUGAACGAUCUACAGUGAAUUUUUUUAGUGUCAUGAGUUUUAAAUUGUUAUUUGUGUCGUCCUGAAGAACAAUGAACUGAAUUGUACAAGCUAAGUACUUACGGACGGAUUUUACAAUCAUUUUAGUGUCUCUGAGAGGACAAAAUUUGGUAAAAACUCAUCAAAUUAUAGGGCAAAUGCUUCAAUUUCUUGUGAUAUUGAAUCCUUUCGUUUUGGAAAAUGUUUUUUUAAAACACGAGUCCACAAAAGUCUAUCAAUUGCACAAAUUACGCUCAAAUUCACUCGUAAAAUACGAGUUCCUGUUUGCUUGUUAUCAUUUUCACGAGAAUAGCUCCAGAAUGUGGGAGUCAUGUGAUCAAACUUACUGAGUGUAUUUGUACAGGGAAUUGGUGUCGAUCAACACCAUGGAAAUGUGGUUCUGUAGCAGAGUACUGCACAGUGUAGUUAAAAUAGCCGGAUAAUCGCCGGAGCUAUCGGCUAAUUUAACUACAGGUUACCAACUGCAGUUAUUUUUGUCGGUGCGCGCAACCAGCGGUAAGUUAGGUUAAUAAUUACACGUUAACCGCAUUCGGUUCUCUGGUGUCUCAUCAAUACAUUUUGGUGACUCAUCAAACAGAUAAGACAGAAUCGAACAAUGCAUUUCUGAUAAGAACGCGGUAUAAUCGCAGGUAGUUUAGUUAUUUUAACUACAAAAUUAUCCGCAUAGGCUAACGCGGAUAUAACCGCUUUUGGAUGAGUUAUAUUUGGUAGCUUACCACACUCGACAGGCAACUAACGCAGAUAACUUUUAACUACACCGUGCAGGACUCUGUUCUGUAGGCAGCUGCUGAGAGUUCGAGUUCCUUGGACAGCCAAAAGAACUAACACCUGAAUUUUGAGUGAAAUUGGUGUGACCAAACAUCUAUCUGCAGUGAUCCUUGGUUGGAUACUCAAGUACUUCAGACGGCUCACAAGAGUGGAUGCUAUGGAAACAAUAUUUGUGCAAGGCAGGGUAGAAGGAGCCAAAGCUAAUAGAUGAUGAUUGUCAACCUGGUCACUGGUGGACUGACUCCAUGCGCAAAGUAAUGGGCUGCAGCUUUGCUGAAUGCAUGAGAAGUAGGGAUGGGAUGAUACCCGAUAUAUCGCAUGAUACUAUUGAUGUGUAUCAGAUCAGUAUUGUAUCGAUACGUAUCAAUCCAAACUUGAUGCCAAGCUUUUAAUUUUUUUUGUUUUUGACUUUUUUUUCCUGUGAAAGUUUUGGCAUUUCAGCCAACUUUUAAGCUAAAAUAAACAAACAGAAGUAUCAUGAUAUUAGAUACAUCAAUCCAAUAUUAUGAUACUUUCAAAAGUAUCGAUACUAUCGCCUCCCUGAUGAGAAGUGCACAGGACAGGGAGCAGUGGCGCGCGCAUACCCACAGGAUAUGUAACUGGAAUGGUCACAAUACCCCAUUGCGGUGUGAUACUUUAUAAUGAUGAUGGUUGCUUCUGCUGUUCGUACAUAUUUAUUAUGAUUUUAGGAGAUGAAAAGCGCCCCAUUUAAUGAUCCUACAUGAAAAAUUGGACAAUUCCUGUUUGUACAUGUGCAUCCCCUGUCCCCUGCACAAAUUUUUAAAAAUUUUCAACCUCAGUCUCUUUUCUAGAAUAAUCACCUACCAAGUCUCCAUAAUUCAUGAGUAGGUACUUGUAAGUCAAAAUUUUCAAUGUCUCCACAAUUGAUGAUUUUUUUGUUGAAAAUCACCUUUGUGAACAGAUCCAAUUCAUAAAGAAAUAAGAUGGUAGGUGUAGACAUUCUACUUUUAUAACACUGUCGCUACCACUACUUACGCAUUAUCUUUAGUGACUUUAGUGCUUUAAUCUCUUCAACGAAACAAAAUAUGUAUUGAAUGAUU